CCAAGCCCCGCCAUCGCUUUGGAGUGGUUUUCGUUCGUCACAGGCAAGAGUGACAGACGACGUAGCUUCCCAGAAAAUCGCAAGAGCUCCCCUCCCAAACUGCCACCGCAAAAAAAAUAAACUCCCUUUUUUGUCGCCUUCGGUCAAGCACCCUCUCAUUCUACCCACCAAUCCUCUGCAUUCACGACGGGCAGAGAAGGAGAGGCUUCAUAUCAACCGUACAGGUGACGUGCGCAUACCGCCACUUCUUCCUACCUACGACCGACCGACCGAACGACCGAACGACCUGCCAAGUAAGGCUGUUGCAUUUUCGGUAACUUAUUUGCUCCCAACGCGACGUUAGAUCUUCCUGCCCUGUACUACCUUCACGACCGCGUUCGUCGCAAUAUCAACAGCCAUGGCCGACCUUGCCAGUCGCAUCACAGAGCCUCCCGCUGAGGGCGCAGCAGAGGAUGCGCAAAUUCCCCAGGCUGACGGCAACGUCGAAGCACUUGGAGGAUCUGGUCUCAUCGAAAACACCUACGAUGUCGAUGUCAAGCUUGGCGACCUUCAGUCCGACCAAACCAGCACCCUUUAUUCUGCUGCAACCUUCAGCGACAUGAACCUGCCCGAGCCCAUCCUUCGCGGUCUCCUCAGCCUCAACUAUCAGAAGCCCUCCAAGAUCCAGGAGAAGGCUCUUCCCCUGAUGCUUGCCGACCCUCCCCGCAACAUGAUCGCCCAGUCGCAAUCCGGCACUGGUAAGACUGCCGCCUUCGUCGUUACCACUCUGUCCCGUGUGGACUAUAGCCAGCUCGAGCAGCCUCAAGCUCUUAUUCUUGCGCCCAGUCGUGAGCUUGCGCGUCAGAUUGAAGGCGUCGUUGGCAAAAUUGGUAGCUUUUGCGAGGGUCUUAAGGUGGCUGCAGCUCUUCCCGGUGCCCUUGAGCGCAACGCCCCUGUCAGAGCCAACGUCAUCGUCGGUACUCCUGGUACCGUCAUGGACAUCGUCCGCAGACGCCAACUGGAUGUGUCUAAGCUUCGGCUCCUUGUUAUUGACGAGGCCGACAACAUGCUUGACCAGCAGGGCCUUGGCGAUCAGUGUGUCCGCGUCAAGAACAUGCUCCCCCGCGACAUUCAGAUCCUCCUGUUCUCUGCCACUUUCCCGGACAAGGUUAUGGGCUUUGCCGAGAAGUUUGCGCCCAAAGCUGAUCAGAUCCGUCUGAAGCACACCGAACUCACCGUCAAGGGCAUCUCCCAGAUGUACAUUGACUGCCCCACCGAGCAAGACAAAUACGAGGUUCUUGUUAAGCUCUACGGUCUUAUGACGAUCGGCUCCUCCGUCAUCUUCGUCAAGACCCGCGAGAGCGCCGACGAGAUCAAGCGACGGAUGGAGGCUGAUGGCCAUCGUGUGUCGGCCCUCCACGGUGCCAAAGACGGCCCCGAGCGUGACCGCCUGCUGGAGGAGUUCAGAAGUGGCCAGUCCAAGGUUCUUCUUACCACCAACGUGCUGGCUCGUGGUAUCGAUGUGUCUAGCGUGUCGAUGGUUAUCAACUACGAUAUCCCUAUGAAGGGACGCGGAGAUUCGGAGCCCGACCCUGAGACAUACCUGCACCGUAUCGGCCGCACUGGACGUUUCGGACGCAUCGGUGUCAGUAUUAGCUUCGUCUACGACAAGAAAAGCUUCUACGCUCUCAAGCAGAUCGCGGACCUGUACGAGAUCGACCUCGUGCAGCUCGACGCCAACGACUGGGACCAGACGGAGGAGGACGUGCAGAAGGUCAUCAAAUCGAACCGUGCCAAGGCCGCAUUCGCACCGAGUGCCACCGACACCGGCGCCACCAAUGCCGCCGCCAAGUCGUAGAACUAUCUUGCCGCCGCCAGUUCGGUUGUCGACGGGAGGGCUACACCAAACGAGACGGGAUGGCUGUAGAACGAUGUGCAGACAGCCGAGGCUAAGUGAUCUGUUCUAGAGAGUUGCCGCAUUCGGAUGUAUGUGGAGUUGGCGGUCCUCGGAUGAGGAUUGAAGCCUCUAAGCAGAGGCUACGAAAACUGAGAUACCAUCAAAAGAAGAAACAAUGGAAAUUACUGAGCAUAACUAAUUUCGGCUAGUCCAUUGGUUGGAUCGGACCCCAAAGAGGCGUCUACUUCUACGCUUGAAGGCUUGUACGGGAUGCAGCUGACACAAGCAGGGCGCUUCAUGAAGCUAGAAGAGAACAACGGUGCGCCGGAGCUGGCCUGAGGCUGGCGGCUGCAAAGAAUACCAGGGAUAGUAAGGCUUGGUUCUUCCGGGCGAGAAACGGGGUUGCGUU
This is a messenger RNA of Colletotrichum destructivum, 2285 nucleotides long. RefSeq names its product Putative ATP-dependent RNA helicase DEAD-box, Helicase superfamily 1/2, ATP-binding protein. NCBI's taxonomy places the organism in Eukaryota, Fungi, Ascomycota, Sordariomycetes, Glomerellales, Glomerellaceae. The record is from RefSeq and is a predicted model, not a curated record. The transcript has 5 exons. Gene Ontology annotation, molecular function: RNA binding; ATP binding; RNA helicase activity. Bases 398 to 1837 code for a protein of 479 amino acids. Gene Ontology annotation, cellular component: cytoplasmic stress granule; nucleus. Gene Ontology annotation, biological process: poly(A)+ mRNA export from nucleus.